AUGAAUAUGUUGGAUGAUGAAGAUGACCAAAGCUUUCACGCUACGCGUGACGGCUACUCCCAUUUGAGCGAUGUCGAAUGGGAUGCGGUUGAACGAAUGGGUUCGACCAUGGGCAUCCAUGCUGUUAGCGUCAUGCUAGAGGCUCUCAAUAGAGAUGCCCAACAUGCUACUAUCGCCAAGUUCAUUCAAAAUGAACUUGACGCAGAACGCGAGAAAGUAGCCUUGCUUCACCAACAAGGUUCUCAACAAGCAGAGUUGUUGAGAGAACAAGGUGCUCAACAGUUUGAACUGUUGAGACAGCAGCAAGCUGCUGCUGGCGGGUCGAUGCACUCGCGUCGACCCGAGACUUUGAAGAUUGACAUCUCAAAGGCGCGUCGCAUCGACGACGGGGAUAUGCAAGUUGCAUUUGCCCAGUCAAAUCUGGCAGGACGUGCCAAGACUUGGGCACUGGGGCUCAAGCUGCACGACCCAUAUGCGUUUGGGUCGUUGGAAGUCUUCAAGUCGCGGCUCAGACAAACGUUUGAACCGCCUAGAGCUGAGUUCAGAGCUCGAACCGAACUCUUGAAGCUCAAGCAGGGUAAGCGUGAUGUGCACGCUUACGCUCAACAUAUACGACAUCUCACGAGUUGUAUAAGUUCCAAUCCGGUGGAUGAACACACGUUGGUUUCGGUGUUCAUGCAGGGUCUUGCGGAUGGUCCCGUCAAGACUCACCUGUUCCGGCUUUGA
Molecule: messenger RNA, 726 nt
Organism: Peronospora matthiolae
Lineage: Eukaryota; Oomycota; Peronosporomycetes; Peronosporales; Peronosporaceae
Source: the annotation of a GenBank genome assembly